AUGCCGUGCACAAUGCAUACACGUAAUUCGACUGCGAUAUUCAGCGAUGCAGAAUGGGAUGCUCGCUAUAACGAGCGAUUGCGAAUCGGAUCGGCUGUGUUUCUGAUUAUCGUGGGCUGUAUGAGUGUUGUCGGGAACGCUGUCACCUUUGCGGCACUAAUCAAUUAUCGUCGUCUACGGAAUCCCACUACAGUGUUUGUUAUUAAUUUGGCUGUGUCGGAUUUUUUAUUUGCACUAAUCACGACGCCACUGACGGCGGUAUGGUGUCUUUCCGAUGAUCGACUUUGGAUUUGGCGGCAUGUUGGAUGCCGAUUUUAUGUGUAUUCUGGACAUGUGCUUGCGUCCGUUUCACUGUGCUCAAUGGCUGCCAUUGCCGUUACGCGCUUGAUCAUCAUCAUUAAAAAGCGCCCGACCACCUCAAAGCUGAUCGACUGGAAGGCCAUUAAAGCCGGCCUGAUCUUCUGCUGGCUAUUCCCGGCCAUCGCCCUCAGCGCCCCCCUCCUCGGUCUGUGGGGCGACAUGGGCGUCAACGUCAACUCCAUCGGCGGCUGCACCUUCCUGCCCACCCCGGCCCACAACUCCCCCCGCAAGACCAUCUACGUCGUGGGCAUCUUGGUGCCGGUGUUCAGUAUCGGGAUGUGUUACGGCGCCAUCUUCUUCAUUGUCUGGCGCACACGGGCCCGCAUCCCGAUACUGGCCGCCCGUCGGCCCAGCGACACCCGCUUCAUGACCAUGGUGCGCAGUCGUGGCUGGAGUGUGGAGUCGGUGGAGGACGUGGAGCCGACGGAUGAGGGAUGCUUUCCGCGCCGGCUGAACAGUGUGCGGAACUUUGCCCGGGUGGUCUUCGGCGUGGAGUGGCAUCUGACGCAGAUGAUGGGCGUGACGUAUGUGACGCUGCUGGUGUGCUACAUUCCCAUUGUCUGCUACGAGAUUGUCCAUCCGAAUAAUUGUGAUGCGUCGUUGAAUGUGGUGGUGACGGUGCUGGUAUGGGUCAGCGGCAGUCUCAAUCCCAUUAUCUAUACCAUUAUGAGCCGGCAGUUUCGCAAGGCAUAUGCUAGUUUGUUAGAAAAGGUCAUCCACCGUAUUAAUCAUUGUGUUCGCGUCAUAUGAAACGGGAGAUUAAUUAAAGUUUCAGGAUGCAAGUUCAUGGCUCCAGUAGCCUGUUAAAUUAUUUGCAUGUUUUCUGUUAUAUCGUGUUUCUAUAGCCGUACUUUCGUAUCGUUUUCCACAGGCG
Molecule: messenger RNA, 1234 nt
Organism: Paramacrobiotus metropolitanus
Lineage: Eukaryota; Metazoa; Tardigrada; Eutardigrada; Parachela; Macrobiotidae
Product: protein trapped in endoderm-1-like
Exons: 2
Coding region: 1-1110 (369 amino acids)
Biological process (GO): G protein-coupled receptor signaling pathway
Cellular component (GO): membrane
Molecular function (GO): G protein-coupled receptor activity
Source: RefSeq, a predicted model, not a curated record